CCGAAAGCCUACGCCCCGGGCCCCUCCCAGCUGCGGCUCAACUCACACUUCUCCUCCACCAGCCGCAGCCGGGCCGCCCCGCCCCCUUGACGGGGACUUCAGUUUUCCGUUGCACGACGUGCAGACGGUUUUUCCCCUCCUGACCCUUUAUUUCUCCCGUGGGUUCGCCUGCCUGUACGCCUGCUUCCGGAGGAGCGCAUUUUCGCGUCCCUUUGCGCCUUGCGUGCGUCUCCCCGGUGCGCUCCAAUCUUGCCAUUCCCGGUGGCGGGCAAGCAGUGACAGCGCCGGGCCCCUGCGCGCCACCUACUCUGUCUGGCUGUCCCAGCCACGCAGCGGGUUUCCAAGAAGACGCGCUCCCGCAGCACUGAUUCUUCCUGAACCUACUCCACCACAGAAAGGUCAAGAAAGAAUCCAUCCCGACGUGUGGCCAUCUGGCUCCGGGAAGCAAUGUCUCAUUCUGUUCCAUGUUAGUGAUGUCCCACGGAGUACAGAAGUCCAUGCCAGCAGACAGCCAGGCUACAGGAGGUCAUAAUCCAGAGACCAGAUCUAGAUCCAGUGUCAUUUUCAAGACCAGAGGCUUGGGAACCCUAAGCAGUAGGAAUUUUUCGAAACGGAGGUGGUACUGGUUGAAGUCUCAAAGGAACAUAGUUCAGUGAGUAGAGUGAGUGAUGAUAACAAGGACACAAGCCAAGCUGCCUGGUUUCCUGUUCUGGGGCUGCCACUUACUGGCUGUGUAACUUGGGGAGGUAUUCUGGAUGGAUGGCUGCUGGAAACCCAUUACCAUAGCAGGCUCUUCUUCAAUACCUGAGGACUUACUCUGGCAUUGAGUAAUGAGAAUUUCGAAACCACAUUUGAGAAUCACUUCCAUCCAGUGCUAUGUGUGUUUACUUCUAAAUACUCAUUUUUUAACUGAGGCUGGCAUUCGUGUCUUCAUUUUGGGCUGUAUUAGUGCAGGUAUUCCUAAAACAGAGGCUAACUGGGAAGAUGUAAGAAAGGAUUUGCAAAAAAUUGAAAAUCUUAUUCAAUCUUUACAUAUGGAUGCUACUUUAUAUACAGAGAGUGAUGUCCAUCCCCGUUGCAAAGUAACAGCGAUGAACUGCUUUCUCCUGGAGCUAGAAGUCAUUUCACAUGAGUCCAGAGAUGGAGACAUAGAGGAAACAGUAAAAAACCUGAUCCUCCUAGCAAACAGUAGUUUAUCUUCUAAUGGGAAUAUAACAGAAUCUGGAUGCAAAGUAUGUGAAGAACUGGAGGAAAAAAAUAUUACAGAAUUUUUGGAGAGUUUUAAACAUAUUGUACAAAUGUUCAUCAACCCUCCUUGAUUGCAAUUGAUCCACUUCAGUGUUUCUGUUAUUAACAAACAUCUUCCCCGAUGCUUAGAAGCAACAAAACACUCUGCAUUUCAAAUGUGCUGCCAAAACAAGAUGUUCCAGCAAGAAGAUGAUCAGGAUCUUGGAUCAUGUGAACUCCUAGAAAUGAAGGCAGGAAAAUGUCAGUGACAAAGUUAACUAUGCACUUUUCUCAGACUUAUUUUCCUCAUUUAUUUUUAAUUUAUUGUUGAAAUUGUACAUAUUUGUAACAUAAUGUAAAAUUGUGAAUAAAAUUGUGUACUUUUCAUCAA
This is a messenger RNA of Marmota monax (woodchuck), 1618 nucleotides long. RefSeq names its product interleukin 15 (gene Il15). Gene Ontology annotation, cellular component: extracellular region. NCBI's taxonomy places the organism in Eukaryota, Metazoa, Chordata, Mammalia, Rodentia, Sciuridae. Gene Ontology annotation, molecular function: cytokine receptor binding; cytokine activity. The coding region runs from base 831 to 1319 and encodes 162 amino acids. Gene Ontology annotation, biological process: neutrophil activation; positive regulation of tyrosine phosphorylation of STAT protein; immune response. The record is from RefSeq and is a predicted model, not a curated record. The transcript is spliced from 9 exons.